GACUAACCUGUGGUCCUGUGGGCUCAGGGCUGUAGCCUGUGCAUAACGUAUAACCCCAACUGUGUCUGAAAUCUGAAUCCUUUUAUUAAAUGUUUGUGGUAAUUUUUAGAAACAAAACCUAACGUAAAACUAUAUAUGCUACUUAUUUCCAAACAUACAAAGAAAACAGAUAGCUUUGUUUAAAAUGUCUAAAACAAGCAGUGGAAAGGGAACAAAAUCCAAGUCCAAUGAGGAGGUAUUCGCAGGUUUUCAAACUCUUCGAAAUGAACAAAGACAAUUAGCAAAUAAAAUUUCAGAAUUAGAAAUGGAUCUAAAUGAGCACAAAAUUGUAAUAGAAACUUUACAAGCGGUGGAGCCAAAACGCAAGUGUUUCCGUAUGAUCGGUGGAGUAUUAGUUGAGCGCACAGUCGCCGAAAUACUACCAGAGCUUGAGACUAACUUGGAAAGGUUACCAAGUGCAAUCGAGACACUUAAUGAACAAUUGGCCCAUAAAGGACAAGAGAUCAACGAUUAUAUAGAGAAACAUGACAUCCGAGUGCAGCGUGGGGCUCAGCAGCCAACAGAAGCACCCUCACAGGACUCUUCAAAUGCUAAAUCCAAUGUUCUUGUUGCAAGUGGUUAAAAUUAUUCUGAAUCCUUUAUUACUUUCGAGCUUGUUUGUAACAAAAAUAAAUUCAAUUGAUUAAACAUGUAACAUGUGA
Molecule: messenger RNA, 701 nt
Organism: Pieris brassicae (large cabbage white)
Lineage: Eukaryota; Metazoa; Arthropoda; Insecta; Lepidoptera; Pieridae
Gene: Pfdn2
Product: prefoldin subunit 2
Exons: 3
Coding region: 185-622 (145 amino acids)
Biological process (GO): protein folding
Cellular component (GO): prefoldin complex; cytoplasm
Molecular function (GO): protein folding chaperone
Source: RefSeq, a predicted model, not a curated record